AUGUCUUUUUUGGGAAAGGUUGUCCUGGUCACCGGCGCAGCAGGUGGUCUGGGCAAGGCCAUCGCAAAUGCCUUUCUCCAGGCAGGUGCCAGCGUCACGAUAUGUGAUGUCAUGGCGGACGUUCUUCAGAAUACCGUCAAAGAGUUCAAUUCAGCAGGCUUUGGGGACGAUCGGCUCCUUAGCACUGAAACUGAUGUCACCAACGAGGCGGCGAUUGAUCAAGCAUUCACCAGAACGAUUCAGAAGUUUGGCCGCUUGGAUGUUUUGGUCAACAACGCCGGCAUUACAGACAAGUGGCAGCCCGUUGGGUCGUUGGAGCGUUCGCUCUGGGAUCGUGUCAUCGCCAUCAACCUAACCGCACCCUACCUUUUUAGCAAGCGGGCGGUCAAUCAGUUCCUUGCACAGGAACCUUCUGGUGGCGCCAUCAUCAAUAUUGCGUCUAUGGCGGCAAUUAAAGGUUGCCUCGCAGGCGCGGCCUAUGUCUCCAGCAAGUCCGGUCUGGUGGGUCUGACGAAGAACACGGCCGCGGCGUAUAAUAAAAAAAAUAUCCGCGCCGUCGUCUUCCUGCCAGGAGGCAUGAAUACGCGCCUGAUUAAUCAAGCCAAUAACGGUGUGGAUGAGGAGGGCUUCGCAUUGACGAUGAAGGCUGGCGCUGUUGAGCCCAAGAUCUCGGACGUUAAUGACGUGGCCAAGUCCGUGCUCUUCUACGCGGGUGAGCAUGCUUACAUUUCCAAUGGAGCAGUCAUCACGGUGGACGGCGGCUGGUCGGCGUUCUAA
Messenger RNA from Lasiodiplodia theobromae, 777 nucleotides. Its product is annotated as Short chain dehydrogenase. Gene Ontology annotation, molecular function: oxidoreductase activity. Lineage: Eukaryota; Fungi; Ascomycota; Dothideomycetes; Botryosphaeriales; Botryosphaeriaceae. Bases 1 to 777 code for a protein of 258 amino acids. The transcript is spliced from 3 exons. The record is from RefSeq and is a predicted model, not a curated record.